AUGCUGUGCACCGUCAAAGCCCCCAUUGCCGCCUACCUCACUUUCGACGACGUUGUCUGCAUCGCCAAGGAGCAAAAGGUGGUUGAGAUUGCCCCUGCCCCGCACCUGCCCUCCGAUAUAUGGUGUUGUGGUGCGUGCAUGCACUGUUUUGGUGUUGACAAACGUAAUCGCACCUGCCCCAACACUCACACCAACCAUCCAACGUGCGCAAUGUGGUGCAGUCACUACUUCAAGGAGGUGAAUCUGCGCAUUCAAGUCGCGGAGAUGGUGACUGGCGUUGACCUUGUGCAAUCGCAGCUGAUGCUUGCUGGCGGCGCGACGCUCAUCCAGGUGCGCAUCACCACGAAGGACCCGCUCAACGACUUUGCCCCCGAUACAGGUGCACAUGCGCUUGCGUGCGUCCAUUCACCCAGCCGCGAACUGGAGCCAUACACAACAGCAGCACCACCACCGGCACAUGGCGACGAGAAGGAUGAGGGAGAGGUUGAUGAGGCGGCACUUGGGCCGUUUGACGUGCUUGUGCACCACACGGGCAUGCUUGAGCUGGUGCGCGCGCUCCUUGGGAAGCAGCAGGGCGUCAUCAGCAUCACACCACUGGACGAGCAUCAGGGGCAGGUUGCCCGCGUCAGUUGCGCGACGCGUGACGUUGGCGAGCGCGUCCUGAGGGAGGUGACGAACUUCCCUAUUGGGCAGGUGCAGCUGACGGCCCGCCGCGAUCCGGACUGCCCCGCUUGGACGGCGGACGAGCUGUGGUCCGUGUGGGUUGAGCCCGUGUCCGAGGGUAUUGAAGAGGUGCUGCCCUCGCUCGCCAAAGCAAACGGCGGCUUUCACUCACACACGUACAAGCCGCACGGUAACCGCGUCAGGGGCACAUUCAGGUUUGUGUCACGGGAAAGCGCCGAGCUGAUGGUCCGCCUGUACGACCAGCGAGAGGUGCUGGGCACGAAGCUCAACGUGUUCCCAGACCCAAAGGCAAAGAACUGA
Salpingoeca rosetta is the source of this 984-nucleotide messenger RNA. RefSeq lists its product as uncharacterized. NCBI's taxonomy places the organism in Eukaryota, Choanoflagellata, Craspedida, Salpingoecidae. The transcript has 8 exons. The coding region runs from base 1 to 984 and encodes 327 amino acids. Gene Ontology annotation, molecular function: ATP binding. The record is from RefSeq and is a predicted model, not a curated record.